AUGCAUAUUCAUAAAUUGAAAGCUAAGAUAAAAAAGAAAAAACAGGAAAAAUACCUGACAAAAAGAAAAAUACAAAAAAAACUAUUUUUAAGCGAAUCGGAAUUUCGAAGACUUUGUAUAUUCAAAGGUAUAUAUCCAAAAGAUUAUAAAGAUAUACCAUUAAAAUUAAGAAAUAAAUUUUAUAAAAAUAAAGUAUAUUAUACAAAAAGUGAUUAUAAAAAAUUAAGUAAUGAAAAAAUUAUACAAGACUUUCGAAAAAUAAAAACAGGUUUGAAAAGAUAUAAAAAAUAUAAACUAUCAUUAGAAGAUAAUGAAAGAUGUAAAAGUAUUAUUAAAAAUUUUCCAAAAUAUAAAUUAGAUCAUAUAAUUAAAGAAAGAUUUCCUAUAUUAGUAUAUGCAGUUGAACAAUUAAAUGACGCAUUAACUACAAUAAUUGCUUAUUCAUAUUUACCAUCAAAUGAAAAUAUAGGAAUUAAAAAUAAUUUAAUUAAUCAAUGUAUAAUAUUAAGAAAUCAUUUUCAUUAUUAUACUUAUAAAACAAAUAAAAUUAAAAAAGGUUUUAUAAGUGUAAAAGGAUAUUAUUUACAAGCAGAAAUUUUACAAAAAAAAAUUACUUGGCUCAUACCUCAUAUAUUUACUCCAUAUUUUGAUAAAUCUAUUGAUUUUAAAAUUAUAACAAAUUUUAUAGAAUAUUAUGUUACUCUCCUUAGAUUUGUUCUUUAUAAAUUGUACAGACUAGAUGGCUUGUCUUAUCCUCCCAAAGAAUAUACAGACCUUAAAAAUGAAAAGCUAAACCACUUGGCUUUUGAUAAAAAUUUUAUUACAAAAGAAAUUGCCGACGAGCUAGAAUCUACAGAACAAAAUACCCUCGAAGAAAGUGAAACAAAAACAGGAAAUGAUGAGAUAGCAGAGGUUGAAAAAAAUAACCAAGAAAAUGAUGAAAAAAAAAAAAAAAUAGAAACAAAACCAAUAGAGCAUGAUAUCAUUAAUAAUGAUAAUACUAAAAGCGUGAAAGAUCUUUUUAAAGAUCAUAUUUUUUAUAUACAUAGUAAUAUGCCUUUUGAUGUUUUGUCAAUUAUUAUUUUGUCAUGUGGUGGUACUAUAUGUUGGAACUCUUUAUAUUCUCCAUAUAAAUAUGAAGAUGAAAGUAUAACACAUGAAAUAUUAGAAGUUAGUGGAGAAAAUAUGGAAACACAAAAUUCGAAUAAAACAAACAAUAUAAAUGAAUAUACAUAUAAACGAAGUUUUAUACAACCACAAUAUAUAUUUGAUUGCUUAAACACAAACAAGAUAUUAUCUUGUGAAGAUUAUAAUAUUAACAAAACAUUACCUGUACAUUUAUCACCUUUUAUUGAUGAUGAUAAUUAUAAAGAUUUAGUAAAAAAAGAAGAGUAUACUAUAAACAAAAUGCUAAGUGAAGACCCACAAUAUAACAAGAGUAUUUCAAAAAAUAAAACAAACUCACAAAAUCAAUACAAUAAUUAUAAUGACAAUGAAAUUGAAAUGUCAGAAGAUGAAUAUAAUAAUGCUAUUCGACAAAAAUUGCGAAAUGAUGCAUUAAAUAAUCAAAUGGAGGCAGAAAACGAAAAUAAUUAUAAUCCUCAAAAUAGUAUAAAACAAGAAAAUGAUUUAUUAAAUGUAAAAAAAAUAAAUAAUCAAGAAAACAUAAAACGAAAUAAACUUGCUUUGAGCAAAAAGAAGAGAAAAUUAUAUAACAAAAUUGAACAAGCAGAAAACAGACAAAAAUUAACUAUAGAAAAAUUUUUAAAAAAAAACAAAAAUAAGAAAUCAUCAAAGUAA
Plasmodium vinckei vinckei is the source of this 1800-nucleotide messenger RNA. RefSeq names its product pescadillo homolog, putative. The transcript has a single exon. The coding region runs from base 1 to 1800 and encodes 599 amino acids. The record is from RefSeq and is a predicted model, not a curated record. Gene Ontology annotation, cellular component: nucleolus; PeBoW complex. Gene Ontology annotation, biological process: maturation of LSU-rRNA from tricistronic rRNA transcript (SSU-rRNA, 5.8S rRNA, LSU-rRNA); ribosome biogenesis. Lineage: Eukaryota; Apicomplexa; Aconoidasida; Haemosporida; Plasmodiidae. Gene Ontology annotation, molecular function: RNA binding.